Messenger RNA from Helianthus annuus (common sunflower), 1359 nucleotides. RefSeq names its product RING-H2 finger protein ATL16. The transcript has a single exon. Bases 198 to 1172 code for a protein of 324 amino acids. The record is from RefSeq and is a predicted model, not a curated record. Gene Ontology annotation, molecular function: transferase activity. Gene Ontology annotation, biological process: protein ubiquitination. NCBI's taxonomy places the organism in Eukaryota, Viridiplantae, Streptophyta, Magnoliopsida, Asterales, Asteraceae.
UUCUCUCUCUCAUGUACACACACACAACAUUAAUAUAUAUAACAUGUUUGUAUGUGUGUCUAUAUUAUAAUACCCACAAAUCUGUCUGUCUCUCUUUCAAGAUGCUCAAAUCCAUCAAGAUCCAAUCACACCCAUCUCCAUGAAUCUCCACAACUCAUCUCUCUCUCUCUCUCUUUCUCUCUCUCUCUCUCUCUAAAAUGAACAAAAUGAUUCAUGCAUCCUCACCUGAAUACUCUCACUCCUCUCAUACUGGUAAUUUCCCAUUCAUAGCAGUUGCCAUUAUUGGCAUAUGUGCUACAAUCUCUUUUCUUGUGUUUUACUACAUCUUUGUCAUCAAAUGCUGCCUAAACUGGCACCGAAUCGACAUUUUACGCCGCUUUUCGCUAUCGCGAAGCGCCAACAAUCACUACCACCACCACCACCCGCUUGUCCCUUUGUCCCCGGAGCACACCGGGCUCGAUGAGUCCGUUAUUCGUUCGAUCCCAAUCUUUCGUUUUCGGAAACAUAAGCAUUCGGAUAACGAAUGCGCGGUGUGCCUAGGGGAGUUUCAAGAAGAUGAGAGGCUUCGAAUGAUACCUAAUUGUGCACAUGUGUUUCAUAUUGACUGCAUUGAUAUUUGGUUGCAAAACAACCCGAAUUGCCCGCUUUGUCGGAAUAGUAUUUCCGUUUCGAUACUGUUGCAUAUUCCGAUACCCGAGCAUUCGCCACGGGUCCGAAAUGAUGAAGAAAAUUAUGUUGUUAUUGAACUACAUGGUGAUAAUAAUGGUGGUGGUGAUGGAGAUGAGGGGAGAGACAUGUCGAGAGAAAGGGGGAAUCUAAACUCUGGAGAACCUGUUACUAGAAAACUCACGGAAAAGUUUAGAAAAAGAUAUGGGUAUAAUUCAAGCAUGGGAGAUGAAUGUAUUGGUGUUAAUACUAGACGAAAAGGCGAUGAUCAAUUCGUGAUUCAACCGAUUCGAAGAUCGUUUUCUAUGGAUUCGGCGUCGGACCGACAACUAUUUUUGGCCGUUCAAGAAAUUAGGAACUCGUUGAAUCACGUUGAUGUAAUUGGAGUAAACGAAGAAUGGAGCAGUAACGGUAACAGUAACAAUAACGGUAACAGACUUAGACGGGGUUUCUUUUCAUUUGGGCAUGCAAGAAGUGCAAUUUUACCAUGUCAUUUAAAACCAUAGGACAAGUAUAUGAAUUCUUGUUUUUUGUUUUUAUUUUUGGAUUACACUAGAUAGUUGUCAAAUAUAAUUUUGUAAUUUAGAAAUUAGUUUAAUUUUUUAAUCUAUUUUUAUUAGAUUUGUUGGGAAGUGAGCUUUGAUUCAUCUUCUUUGGUUGGUCCUCCAAAGUUUGACAUUUUAUAAAGUAUUA